Molecule: messenger RNA, 3020 nt
Organism: Heteronotia binoei (common prickly gecko)
Lineage: Eukaryota; Metazoa; Chordata; Lepidosauria; Squamata; Gekkonidae
Gene: PTPRR
Product: protein tyrosine phosphatase receptor type R
Exons: 14
Coding region: 103-2076 (657 amino acids)
Biological process (GO): protein dephosphorylation
Molecular function (GO): protein tyrosine phosphatase activity
Source: RefSeq, a predicted model, not a curated record
UGCUCAUUAACCAGAACAGAGGAAAAGCGAUGGGAAGCAAAACCUGACGGCGCCAGAGACCCAGAUCGACGGGCUCCGGGCUGCCGGCUGCAUGAAAGCACCAUGUGGAGGACACCAGCCUGCCUUCCAGUGAUGUGCCUCUUGCUUCACCUCCAGGCUGCAGAUUUCUUUUCUGGAGACAAUGACCACUUCUUGGCAAUUCAUCAAAGAAAGAGUGGGAAGCCUAUCUUCAUUUAUCAUCACGUGCAAAGUGUUGAAAAAAGUUUGGAUACAAGUGAUCAGGAGGAUUAUGGACCCAAAUCUCAUCUGUCUUCCCAUGACAAAAUAAGCAAACUGCACCCUGCAAUUAUACUGAAGUCAGCAUUUUCGAGACCUGCAUAUGACCCAUCUCUCAGUCUCUUAGCUAUGACAGGUGACGAUCAGGAAGUGGAAAAUCUACCCAUUCCAGCAACAAAUGUGAUUACUGUGACUCUGCAAAUGGAUGUAAACAAGCUGAAUAUUACAUUGCUUCGGAUUUUCCGCCGGGGAGUGGCUGCCGCUUUAGGACUGCUGCCACAGCAAGUGCACAUCAACAGACUCCUCGGAAAAAAGAACUGCGUCGAACUCUUCAUAUCCCCAGUAAAUAGGAAAGGAAUUUCUGAUACACUUCCAUCAGAAGAAGUCGUACGUUCACUUAAUAUCAAUGUUCUGCAACAGAGUUUAUCCCAGUUUGGGAUUACCGAAGUCUCCCCAGAGAAAAAUGUGUUGCAAGGCAAGCACGAAUCAGGUAAACUCUGGACCCAAGAAGGAUUUUAUGCUGUCAUCAUUUUUCUCAGCAUCUUUGUUAUUAUUGUGACAUGUUUGAUGGUACUGUACAGGCUGAAGGAGAAAAUACAGUUUUCACGGAGACAAGAUAAGAAUAACAAACAGGAAAUACACCUUUCACCCAUCCCUCUGCAGCAACCUCCCUCUGAAUAUAAAGUGGUAAACAGAAUGGUCCAACCAGAACAGGCUCCUAAAGUUGUAAAUGUCCCAGUAGACCCACAAGGACAAUGUGCUCCUGAACUCAAGCCCACUCUUUCUGCCAGCCCGUCACCAUUCAAAAUGAAACCAGGGGGGCUUCAAGAAAGGCGAGGAUCCAAUGUCUCACUCACUUUGGACAUGAGCAGCUUGGGAAGCGUUGAACCUUUUGUGGCAGCCCCAACGCCAAGAGAAAAAGUUGCAAUGGAAUAUCUCCAGUCAGCUAGCCGAGUCCUGACAAAGCAGCAAUUGCAAGACACAGUUGCAAGUUCGCAUUUGCUUCAGACUGAGUUCAUGGAAAUUCCAAUGAAUUUUGUGGAUCCUAAAGAAAUUGACAUUCCUAGUCAUGGAACUAAAAAUCGUUAUAAGACUAUUCUGCCAAAUCCUACAAGCAGGGUGUGUUUAAAACCAAAGAACCCUGGCAAUGCCUUGAGCACCUAUAUAAAUGCUAACUACAUUAGGGGUUAUGGUGGCAAGGAAAAGGCCUUCAUUGCAACCCAAGGGCCUAUGAUUAAUACUGUGAAUGACUUCUGGCUGAUGGUGUGGCAAGAAGAUGGUCCUGUCAUUGUUAUGAUCACAAAACUAAAGGAGAAAAAUGAGAAGUGUGUGCUCUACUGGCCAGAGAAGAGAGGGAUAUAUGGCAAAGUGGAAGUACUUGUUAACAGUGUGCAAGAAUAUGAGAAUUAUACCGUCCGCAACCUUACACUAAAGCAUGGAAGUCAGUCAAAAUAUGUCAAACAUUAUUGGUACACAUCCUGGCCAGACCACAAAACUCCAGAUAGUGCUCAACCUCUUCUACAGUUCAUGCUGGAUGUAGAAAAAGAUAGGAUGGCAUCACCUGGAAGAGGACCUGUAAUUGUGCAUUGCAGUGCUGGAAUAGGAAGAACUGGAUGUUUUAUUGCUACUGCCAUUGGUUGUCAUCAGCUGAAGGAAGAGGGAGUUGUUGAUGCUUUAAGCAUUGUCUGUCAACUGCGUUUGGACAGAGGUGGAAUGGUCCAAACAAGUGAACAGUAUGAAUUUGUGCAUCAUGCACUAAGCCUGUAUGAAAGCAGGUUGUCUGCAGAAGCUGUCCAGUGAAACCAAGAAGGAAGAACCACAUGUGUACUUUUCUUGAGGUAAUUUGUUUCAUUACCUACCAAGCCGCUUCUUCAAGGAGUUUACAGCAGUCAAAGGAGAGGCAGCUGACUUGUGAAAGGAAUGUGGCAGGUUUUUAAAAAAGCAUAAAAGAUUGAUGGACCCUUGUCUUGAAUGUAUUGUGAGUUCCCUGAAACAGUUUUAAUGAAGGUUAAUGUACUGAUGUUACAUUUGGAUACACAUAUAGACAUGAUGAAGGAUUUAUUACUGUAUUAAUGGAACAUGCCACAUGGAAUGUACGUAACAUUAUGUAUGUGUGUUCUACAACAGUUGGACAUGGGAAAUGCCACUGAGGAGAUGUGUACAAAUGCUUUUCAUGUUUGCAAAGUCUGUCUUGUGAAUAGGCUGUCAGUUGUUCAGCUGUACUUGUUAAGUGCUGUUACCUAUUUUGUGGUAAACUUAAUUCAGAGCCACUUACAACCCUUAUGACUGAAAGGGAUCAGUGAUUGGUUCAAAGGAAAAUGACCAUUUAAAAAACUUAUGGAAAAAUAAUUCAUUUUAAUUAGUCAGAAAUUAAUUUGCAUUUUAUAUGACAACUGACUUCCGUUUACACUAUGAUAUAUUUCAUGUAUAGAAAAUUCUGUUAAACAUUGUUGAACCAGAAUGGCUGUGAUAAAAAGGGAACUUGUCCAGCACAAGCCCCAUUGACACAAAUGAGAGUUAUGAAAAAAGUCCGCAUUUCAGUGGGGCAUGGUGUACCCUAAUUAACUUUUUAUUUAUUUAUCAGUGGGGCUUGUGUAAGAGAAUUUCCCAACUGAUCAAAUCCAGUGUCUAUUAUACAAUGUUUAUGCAUUUAUUCAGUGCUGUUAAUUGUCUUAGAAGCAGCUUUUUGCUCCAGGACAGAAUCCAGUGUAUUUGUAAACUCAUGUGAGUAAUUUUACUUUUGA